AAGGAGAGGAAGCGCUGAGUAAUAGAAAAUAUUCCACAGCGACGACUCUCCGGCGGAGCUGGUGGUUAACUCCGCCUUACCACGGCUGCCUGUUGAAAAACAUUAAUCGAUCACCAUGGAUGGAGAAGAGCUCAAAGAAGGACUUUCGAGCUUAUCAGAUACAGAAUUGACCGGCAAAAUUGCUAGGCUAAAAAAAUCUCUGUCUAGCAACAUUGGUGUUAGGUUACCCGAUGGAGGUGAAAAGCUUAGGGCAAAUAUCAAACUGCAUGAGGAUGAAUUAGAAUGGAGGAAACGGGUCGGUUCCGAUCAGGCAGAGUCUAAGCCAGCCAAUGCUUUCCAAGAAGAACUAUAUGCUCUGAAUCCCUGUGACCGCAAAAGUAUAUUAAACAACCAGUUUUCACAAAGAAAAAGACACAAGCGAGAGUUAUUGUCACAGGAAGCACCUUAUAAGUCUUCUGUAGACAAAGGUGAACAAGUUCUGAAUGUUGAUCUAAAAGGAUGGGAUUCUUCUACUCGUUCUAAAGAAAAUAUCGCCAGCUGUUUCUUGGACAAGUUUAAAGCCUCUCAAGCACAAUCUUCAUAUACUCGAAGGCAUGCAAAUGGGCAGGCUGUUGUUCUAGUGGAUGAGGAGGAUCCUGAUGCAAUUAAAGAGACAGAGCCAGUGGACCAAGUAAUUGAACGAAAGGCAACCACGAUAUACUAUCCUUCACGGGUUGAUCCCGAAUCCGUUGAAAUUUGUUGUUUGGACAUGGAAUCUCUAGCACCUGAAGCAUAUUUGUCAUCGACUAUAAUGAAUUUCUACAUCCGGUACCUCCAGAAGACAAAACCUCAUGCAGAUGUCGAUGAGUAUCACUUUUUCAAUACAUAUUUUUACCAGAAGCUCAAAGAGGCUGUACUGAGCAAGCAGAAUGAAAAGGAAGCUUCAUUUGUCAGACUAAGAAGGUGGUGGAAAGGGGUGAAUAUAUUUGAGAAAGCCUAUAUAUUUCUUCCCAUACAUGAAGAUCUUCAUUGGAGCCUGGUUGUAAUUUGCAUACCAGAUAAAGAAGAUCAACUGGGGCCAAUUUUACUUCACUUGGAUUCAUUAGGGCUUCACUGCAGCAAGUCCCUUUUUGCUACCAUAAGAAAAUUUUUGGUAGAAGAAUGGAAAUUCUUAAGACAAGGAGAAGUGCCAGCUCUUCCUAUUUCAGACAAAAUAUGGGAAAAUCUUCCACGAAGAAUUGAUGAAAACAUCAUUCAGGUCCCACAACAAAGAAAUGAGUAUGACUGCGGUCUGUUUGUUCUUUUCUUUAUGGAGCGUUUCAUUGACGAAGUUCAUAGAAGGCUUAAAAAGAAGGAUUUCACCAUGUUUGGAAGAAGGUGGUUCAAACCUGAAGAAGCCUCUUGUUUGAGGAUGAAAAUCCACAGAAUACUCGAGGAAGAAUUCAAGAAUGCGAGUGAGAAUGAUUGAUAUUUUUGGGAUUGCUACUGUGUACAGGUAACUACUCUUGCUCAAAGAAAUCCACUAGCAGUUUUUCAGCAUAGACUAGGAACUGCUAAUCACCAAAGGUCAUGACAUGCCUGCCUUGCAUAGCUGUAAAGUUGGAUACUGUUGUCAGUCACGCAUCAACCAUAAACAGGCAGAGGAUUUAGUAGAACUGAUAUUGACCCAUCCAAUGGGAAGGAGAAAUACACUAGACUUCCCUGGGAAAUAUAUACAUUGUACAGAAACCAUAAUUGAACAAUCACCAAGGGGAAAAAAACCGAAGAUUUGGGUGAUGCAUCGAUAUUGACCAUCUGCUGAAGCGAGUAGCCCCUAAAACCAGAAGCUGCAGCCAUGUCCAUUUCAAAGAUGGAAGGUAUCUAUGGAUCACCAGUUCCCCCCUCCCCCUCUCUCGAUUUGUGGCAGUUUUCCUUCUGCUAAAAACAGUUUCACAUGUU
Messenger RNA from Solanum verrucosum, 1917 nucleotides. RefSeq names its product ubiquitin-like-specific protease 1D. Gene Ontology annotation, molecular function: cysteine-type peptidase activity. The record is from RefSeq and is a predicted model, not a curated record. NCBI's taxonomy places the organism in Eukaryota, Viridiplantae, Streptophyta, Magnoliopsida, Solanales, Solanaceae. Gene Ontology annotation, biological process: proteolysis. The transcript is spliced from 12 exons. The coding region runs from base 116 to 1447 and encodes 443 amino acids.